CUCGACGUCGAAUGAUUAGAUUCGUCCUUCUCACCUGUCUGUUGUUUCCGUCGUCGUUUCCCGUAAAAUUGCCGCGAUCGGCAGGGAAAGAGACGGAAAUGUCAAGGAUGCUCGCGGUGGAUUUCGAAGUUUUCGGCAUCGUGCAAGGUGUUUUCUUCAGAAAAUACACGCAGAAACGCGGCAAGGAGCUGGGCCUGAAGGGAUGGUGCAUGAACACCCCAAACGGUACCGUAGUUGGCCACAUGGAAGGGACAAAGACGCAGAUCAACGAGAUGAAAGAAUGGCUUCGCCACACCGGAAGUCCUCAGUCCCGGAUCGACAAGGCGGAAUUCCGCAACGAGAAGGAAAUCUCGCAGCCGUCGUUCUCCAACUUCGAGAUACGAAAGUAGAGGCAUUCUCCCAUCGAGAAUGGAGAAAUAACAGCACACACAUAAACGUUUAAGUUUUAGAAUUAUUUAACUCGCGUCUGA
This is a messenger RNA of Cyphomyrmex costatus, 470 nucleotides long. RefSeq names its product acylphosphatase-1. The transcript has 4 exons. Gene Ontology annotation, molecular function: acylphosphatase activity. Bases 12 to 389 code for a protein of 125 amino acids. The record is from RefSeq and is a predicted model, not a curated record. Lineage: Eukaryota; Metazoa; Arthropoda; Insecta; Hymenoptera; Formicidae.